Mycotypha africana is the source of this 1143-nucleotide messenger RNA. RefSeq lists its product as uncharacterized. Gene Ontology annotation, biological process: proteolysis. The transcript is spliced from 5 exons. Bases 1 to 1143 code for a protein of 380 amino acids. The record is from RefSeq and is a predicted model, not a curated record. NCBI's taxonomy places the organism in Eukaryota, Fungi, Mucoromycota, Mucoromycetes, Mucorales, Mycotyphaceae. Gene Ontology annotation, molecular function: metalloexopeptidase activity.
AUGAAAUUCUUAUGCUUGUCCCUUUUGUCGAUUUCAGCCUUCUCAGCAUUUGUUCAUGCUGGCCCCAUGGCCGUCAUUGAACAGCUGCGAUUCUUCCAGACUUCCAACCCAGAACUUCGACUAAUUCAAUACAGUGACGAUUCUCCAGCCAAAUGGAUGACAGAACAAGACAAAGAAGCUCUGAUUCGAGCCGGCAUUAAGUUUAUGGAUAUAACUGACUACCGCAAUACCAAUGAUAUUUAUUCCAGUAACGAAGAUUGGACACCUUUUAUUCCCACAGAAGCUAAAUAUCAGGAUGAGGUAUCACCUUUCAUCGGUAAUUUAACGACAGAUACCAUCAGAGAUAUUUUACAAGAGUUUACAUCUUUCCGAACACGUUAUUACAAAUCUUCGUAUGGUGCUGAAUCUUGCAGAUGGCUAUUGAAACAAAUUCGUGAUAUCGCUGAAGGAUUUGAUCAUGUAUCUGUUACUGAAUUCAAACACAGUUGGGAUCAGUUUUCAAUCAUUGCUAGGUUUGAUGGGUCUGAUAAAAACCUUGCCAAUGAGGUUGUUAUUGUAGCCGCCCAUCAGGAUUCUGUUAAUAUGUGGUUGCCAUCUUUUGGUCGUUCUCCAGGAGCAGAUGAUGAUGGUAGUGGUACAAGCACUAUCGUAGAAGCUUUCCGUAGUCUGGUUCAACAUGGCUUCAAGCCUGAAAGGCCUGUUGAAUUUCACUGGUAUAGCGGAGAAGAGGCCGGCUUAUUAGGUAGUCAGGCUGUAGCUGCUACGUAUAAAAGUCAAGGUAGACGGGUAGUGGCCAUGCUGCAAAAUGAUAUGACAGGAUACAUAGGUAAUAAUGGAGAAGUAAUCGGUAUAGUUACCGAUCAUGUGGAUGGAAAGUUGACCGAUUUCUUAAAAACUUUGGUUGACAAUUACGCUGCGAUUCCUUAUGUUCUGACUGAAUGCGGAUAUGCUUGUAGUGAUCAUGCAUCAUGGUUAAAGAAUGGAUAUCCUUCCGCUUUUACAAUCGAAAGCGCCUUUGGCGAUUCCAAUCCCUAUAUCCAUACUACUAGUGACACUAUUGACAAAUUGUCUGUUGAUCAUAUGAAGGAAUUUGCAAAGGUUGCCGUUGGCUUUGCAGUGGAACUAUCGCAUGUCCGUAACUGA